GUUUAUUCCUAGAGUAAUUCUGAAAUGGAAACAAGGUAUUGCAACAUAAUUGUAAUUGAGCUGCUCUGACUAAGCUAUACCAGAGGAAAAUCCGCUGAACAGCAGAUUUGUGUUUUGUUUGAUGCAGGUUUUAAGAAAGCUGUAGGUAAGACCUACAAUCACAGAAUGGUUUGGCAGUCAACCAGAAUGGAGCACGCUCAAAGAGAAGGCAGAAUUAUACCUGGGAGUGUUGUUCCUUGCUAAUAUGCAUAGCAGGUGCCAGUUUCAUGGUUUAGCAGCUGUGAGGUCACACAGAACUGUACCUUAUGAAGCAAUUUCGCUUCCUCUUGCUUUGACAAUUUCAAGUGCUUCCACACCCAAACGACAGCCUCUAAAGAACUGCUUGCCAGUGUUAUCUCCACCUAAGAGACUUCUCUUUUAAAAACUUUAAAAAGAAAUUACUGAAAGCAUUGAAGAAUUAUGAAAAUCACGUUUCUCUUUGUGGUGUUAUUCUUACUGGAUCUCUUCACUUGCGGUCAUGCGGAUCCACCAUAUCCCUUGCCUGACAUUGGAGAUGCAACGUUCAUUCAAGACUGUGUGAGAGCUCACAACAAAUUUCGAUCCCAGGUGAAUCCACCAGCCAGCAAUAUGUUUCGUAUGUCCUGGGAUACUGCUUUAGCUAAGACUGCCAAAGCAUGGGCAAAGAAGUGCAAGUUUAAGCACAAUAACUACCUUAAAAUGCAGGGGAAGGUGCACCCCACCUUUACUCCUGUUGGAGAAAACAUCUGGACUGGGACAGCCACCAUCUUCUCCGUGGACACAGCUCUCAGUGACUGGUUUAAUGAAGUUAACAGCUAUAAUUUCAACACCCGUCACUGUAGUGGCAUCUGUGGUCACUACACCCAGGUUGUUUGGGCAGAGAGUUACAAAGUUGGCUGUGCAGUUCACUUCUGUGAUGCGGUUGAAAAUUUUCCAGGACUCUUCAAAGCAGCACAUUUCGUUUGCAACUAUGGGCCAGCGGGAAAUUACCCAAGAAAACCAUAUGAAGCAGGACAACCAUGUAGUGGAUGCAGUAAUGAGAAGUGUGUAAACAAGCUCUGUGAAAAUACAGAACGUGAGAGGCUGAUAGAUUAUACCUACUGGCACCCAGACUGGGAUACACAGCCCCAGCCACCACGGCCCCAGCCACCACGGCCCCGUCCCCCCAGGCCUCCCCCACCGCCGGCUGAGCAUCCGCGUCCCUCUUGUGACCAAUACUGUCUUAGUGUUUCUAUUUUAAGGCCACUGUUUUUGAUACUGACUACUGGUGCUGCCUUUUUAGUACAACAGCGGUAUCCAGCCAUCAUUUUUUAUGAGAAAUGAUCAAUUAAGAUAUUGAUUGGACUAGAUGAUCUUUUGAGGUCCCUUCCAAUCCCAAACAUACUGUGAUACUGUAUUACUCUCAGAGAAUUGCACAUACUUAAAAAAUCACUUGGUCAUCUCUCCAUUAUCCUUGUGAUGUUUAUCCAGCAUAGAAAGGGCAGCUUCUUCACUCAAGGCAAGAUAUAAGUGGCUGUGCAUAGAGUUCGUAUAAUCUGUUGGCAGUAGCUGCAACAUGCUUCUACGUCUGUAAGAGCAUCUUAGCUCUAGCACAGGGGUAGAUUGCUAGAGGGACCACGUAGACUAUAUAUUACUAUAUAUGCUAACAAGCCUGCUGGAAACCUGGAACAUCACAAAACAUGUCUGAAUUGGCACACUGUAUCCAAAAGAAGAAGCAUUAACUCAUCUCCAUUAACCUUUAUUUACUCCAGACAUCAUUUUCCCCAGGUAAUGGAGAAUUAACUCCAAAGUAUGUAUUAUUUUUUAGGAACAGAAAGAGUAAAGGUUGUGCUUUACUAGAGUUAGCCUAUGUGUAUCAAUCUUCAUUAUAGUUACUGUAUUGUCAGAUGUACUAUUCUGUUCUUUCAGAGUUAAGCUUUGUCUUCUGUAGCUAGAAGAAUACCAGAGAAUGUUGAUAGAGCAAGAAAAACAGGGAAGCAGGGAGGAAAAACAGGAGAGGGAAGAUUAAAUGGGCCCAGCACAGAUUCAGCUUCAAAAAUGGAAGAUCACAGCCUCAUUCAAACAAACAAACAAACAAACAAAAACAAAUUGUUAAUGGAUUCAGUUUGUUUUUAGAGACAUUUAGCCUUCAAAACCUAUUUUUCCUAUAUACAUUUGUUAGUAAGGGAAAUAAACACAUCUUUCAAGCUAA
This is a messenger RNA of Columba livia (rock pigeon), 2209 nucleotides long. RefSeq names its product glioma pathogenesis-related protein 1. The record is from RefSeq and is a predicted model, not a curated record. Gene Ontology annotation, cellular component: extracellular region. The transcript is spliced from 6 exons. Bases 460 to 1341 code for a protein of 293 amino acids. Lineage: Eukaryota; Metazoa; Chordata; Aves; Columbiformes; Columbidae.